UUCAAGCGUGUACGGGUGGAGCGAUUCUUCCACGGAACACCGGAGAGGCGGGUCGAUCCGAGCUGACGCGGCGGGCCACUCGGCCGCGACGCGUCCCCCCGUUGGUUCCUCCUUCGGGCCGACCAAAAGCCUACGGCCGCUUUUUUCGUGUCCUAAGUCGCCGUUGUUCUCGAUACGGACGGCGUUUGCUUUUUUUACUUCACUGCGCCACUCUCCCUCUCCUCGGCUUUUUAUAUAUCGACGGAGAAGAGCUCGAUCAUCACAAGCAGUACAAGCCCUUCAAGUCUCCCCACCCGCUCCCAGCACACCCUCUCGCUCUCUUCAUCUCCGCCUCCUCCUCCCCUGCGUUGUGUUUUUCCUCUUGCUGGAUCGAUCGAUCGAUCGACCGAUGAAGGUGGAGGCAGUUGCGCUGAUCCGCAGCAGCUUCGACCACCCUCCGCCGCCCGCAUUCCCGCUCGCAGCCGAGGCGCCUCCCUCCCCGGGUGAGCCCCGAUCGGCGUUCCCCGGACCUCGCGAGGGUGUCGGGCUGGAGACCGGCGGCGAUCGCUCGCUCUUCCCACGGGAUCCCGGCGUCGCGGCUUCCGGCGAUGGAAGCGCGCCAUCUCCGGACCCGCCCGAGUCGAUGGCGGCGACGAAGGUUCAGAAGGUGUACAGGAGCUACCGCACCCGCCGCAGGUUGGCGGACUCCGCCGUCGUCGCCGAAGAGCUCUGGUGGCAAGCGAUAGACUUCGCUCGACUCAGUCACAGCACGGUGUCGUUCUUCGAUCACAUGAAGCACGAGUCGGCGAUCUCGCGGUGGAAUCGCGUUUGCUUGAACGCUUCCAAGGUCGGUCAAGGACUGUCCAAGGACGAGAAAGCCCUGAAGCUGGCUUUUCUGCACUGGAUUGAAGCCAUUGAUCCAAGACAUCGGUAUGGCCAUAACCUGCAUUUCUACUAUGAAGAAUGGUGUAAAAGUGAAGCUGGCCAACCUUUCUUCUACUGGUUGGAUAUUGGUGAUGGCAGAGAUUUGGAUCUUAUAGAUUGUCCAAGGUCCUUACUUCGGAAGCAAUGUGUCAAGUAUCUUGGCCCUCAAGAACGAGAGCACUAUGAGUACGUUCCAAUAGAUGGUAAAAUUGUCCACAAACUUUCUGGAAUGCUUCUUGAUACCACUUCAGGGACUAAAGAAACAAAAUGGAUUUUUGUCAUAAGCACAUCCGGGAGACUAUAUGCUGGUCAGAAAAAGAAAGGAAUCUUUCACCAUUCCAGCUUUCUUGCCGGAGGAGCCACCAGAGCAGCUGGAAGAUUAACUGCAGAAAAUGGGAUACUUAAGUGUGUUUGGGCAUACAGUGGGCAUUACCGGCCAACCGAGGAGAACUUCAACAACUUCUUAGACUUCCUCAGAGAAAAUGGGAUUAAUCUGGAUAACACUCAGAUAUUAUCAUCAUCGAACGAAGAUUACUACGAUGGUCCAAAAAAGUCUCAGCUGGAAAAGGUGAUUGAUGCCAUGAAAGUUUCUAAGACUCCACGGCUGGCUUUGCCUGAAGUAUCGAAGAAUACAACCGGGGAACCAUCAGUGCCAACCCAAGCUGCUAGAGGUCAAGCUGAUUACAAAAGGUCCCUCUCUGGUGGCCUUCAGAGUCCCAAAGCUGACGUGCCAAAGAAAGCAAUACUGGAGAGGAUCAAUUCAAAGCGGAAAGCUAGUUCUUAUCAGUUGGGGGAUCAGCUUUCUUCCAAAUGGUGCAGUGGAGCUGGCCCAAGGAUCGGAUGCGUCGCGGAUUAUCCAUUGGAAGUCAGAAUACAAGCACUGGAGUUUGUAAAUCUCUCACCCAGGAUGAUAUCUCCAUCAACAUCCAAGCCGCUCCCUCGUAUGCAUUCCGCAUUUUAGCUUAUCAGAUAGCCAGACAAUGCUUCACUACAGCUAGUCUCAAGUUUUCCUUUGUUUUAGUGCAUGUACCGUAAUAGAUGGCAUAAGGGAACCCAAUCCAGUCCUUGCAUCGCUUUUGCAAUUAACAGGAUCAUCGGAUGUUUUAAGCUCUGA
This is a messenger RNA of Musa acuminata AAA Group (dessert banana), 2017 nucleotides long. Its product is annotated as IQ domain-containing protein IQM3-like. Gene Ontology annotation, molecular function: protein binding. Lineage: Eukaryota; Viridiplantae; Streptophyta; Magnoliopsida; Zingiberales; Musaceae. The transcript is spliced from 9 exons. The coding region runs from base 389 to 1864 and encodes 491 amino acids. The record is from RefSeq and is a predicted model, not a curated record.